Messenger RNA from Hyla sarda, 1588 nucleotides. RefSeq names its product tudor domain-containing protein 5-like. Gene Ontology annotation, biological process: germ cell development. The transcript has 4 exons. Lineage: Eukaryota; Metazoa; Chordata; Amphibia; Anura; Hylidae. The record is from RefSeq and is a predicted model, not a curated record. The coding region runs from base 130 to 1557 and encodes 475 amino acids.
GCCGUGCGACAACUGAGCCGGAGGAGUCACCGCAGAGCCAGUAAGCGGAGCCGGGACACAUAGGCGCGUUUUUUUGUGUGUGUGUGAAUAUUGGCCGAGGCGGCAGACGGGUGUCCGUCAUGUGCUGACAUGAACAAGGAACGGGUCUUACAGACACUAAAGAAAGAAGUGCGCUCCCUGCUGAUCGCGUCCAAGCUGGGCCUCAGCGUCCAGGAGCUGGAGCAUGACUACCGCACCCUGGUCGGGUCCCCGCUCCCCACCAAGACCCUGAACUACAGGUCCACCAUGGAGCUGCUGCUGGAUAUGCCGGACGUGGUGAAGGUCCGGACACAGGUGGAUGGCAGCGUGUUGUUAUCAGCUGUGGUCAAUGAACAAACAAAGGGUAUAGCGGAGCUGGUGUCCAGACAAAAGACCACCUGCAAGAGGAAAGUGAUCCAGAAACGGCGCCUGGGGCGACCCCUGACCCACAUGGACUUGGUGAGACGGGGGAGAGUAGCCCCGGUGCUGCCGGCAUUUGUGAAGAGCGACUUACGGGACCUUCUCUCCAUAUCACCACUGCUGGUGUCCCAGUUGGAAUCUUCCUACUACAAGCGGUUUGGUCGGAGCUUCCAGUAUACCCGCUAUGGCUUCUACUCCCUUGUAGAAGUCCUCAGGUCUGUGUCGGACUUUGUGCAGGUGGAGCAGACUAAAGCUGGAUCCUUACUGAUCCUCAAGACUCCUGUUAUUCACAGUGUGACACCAUGGUCCAGUCUUCAGUGUCCUCCUCCAGGAAAUGUCCUUUGGAGCGGCAGCCUUUCUGUGAAUAAGGAAUCAAAUGCUCCCAAGAAGCCCCCUGUGCCAGACUGUCCACUCCCGUCUGCUGCCCCUAAGAGUACUCCCCUGUCUGCUACCCCUAAAAGUCCACCCCUGUCUGCUGCCCCUAACACUCCACCCCUGUCUGCUGCCCCUAAUAGUCCACCCCCGUCUGCUGCCACUAAGAGUCCACCUCCAUCUGCUGCCCCUAAUAGUCCACCCCUGUUUGCUGCCCCUAAUAGUCCACCCCCAUCUGCUGCCCCUAAUAGUCCACCCCCAUUUGCUGCCCCUAAUAGUCCACCCCCGUCUGCUGCCCCUAACACUCCACCCCUGUCUGCUGCCACUAAGAGUCCACCCCCAUCUGCUGCCCCUAAGUCUGGGGGGGUUACAACCCUGGAUAAGCUCUUUAUGGCAGCACAGGCGGAAUAUUAUGCCAACAAACCAUCGGUUAAGAGCGUCGGCACAGAGAGAGCGCAGUCUGAACGUGAAAAUAUAGACAAAGAGAGUAUUUUACCUUCACGCCCCGUCCCAUCAGCUACAGUGCUAAGUAUUAAUGGUGAACUGGUCAGUGACCCCCAACCUCACAUCCAAGCCGAUAAUACAUACAGUCCAGGAGUGGACACAACUCCUAUACAGACUGAUGUAGCAGAGCCGAGCACAGAUCGCAGUGUACACUGGCUGGAGAAGAAGGUGGGUGUAAUACGUGUUACAGGUGUACAAUAUAUUGUCUACAGGAAUACUAUGUAUUGUCUAUAUAGGUGCUGAACAUUAUAUACAGUCAUGGCCGUAAAUGUUG